UUUCCUCUAAGUUCCACCCUUCCCUGGCCAGUACGCGCAUAUGUGACUCCGUUUGUUAUCUAGCGUCUUCGGAUCGGACGGGAAAAUACGUUUCGGAUUUUUAUGGAAACACUCAAGUGCACACUGUACUAUUUUCUUGGUUUAUCGAUUGAGAAAUUGGUGCGAAGAUGAUUUUCCUAACGCUGUUCUGUAUUUUUGCCACUGUUAAUAGCGAGAUUCACGAUCUUCAUUACAUUUACACCGCCCUUUCGAAGCCCAUCAGUCAACCAGGAGUCUAUCAGUUCACUGCUAUGGGAAUUCUGAACGACAGGCCGAUUGACUUCUACAACAGCGAAGGCAAGGUCAAGAAGCCGUUGCAAACAUGGAUGAAAGAACAUAACGAGAAAGACUACUGGGAGAAAGGCACACAGUCCCGCAGGAGCAAGGAACAGUGGUUUGAUGUCAACAUCAAAAUCCUGAUGGAACGCAUGCACCAGAACAAAUCAGAUCCAGAUGUCCAUAUUCUACAGUGGAUGCAUGGCUGCCAGGUGGAAAAGACAACUGAUGGCAAGCUGAAGUUUCAUAAUGGUUUUGACCAGUACGGCUAUGAUGGCAAGGACUUCCUGGCCUUCGACAGUGAGAACAUGGCGUGGGUGGCCCCUGUCCGCGCAGCUGAAUCCACCAAGCAGAAAUGGGACAACGUGCCUAUCCUCAGCCAGUACACCAAGGGUUACCUACAGACGGACUGUGUGCACUGGCUGGAGAAAUUUCUGAAGUACCAAGAGCUAGAUUUCAAAACUUUCUCUCCUCCUGAGGUACAUCUUUUUUCAAAGAAGUCCACCAGCCCUGACUACCGCACCCUGGUGUGUUUGGCCACCGGAUUCUACCCCAAAGAUGUGGCGGUAAACAUCCUGAAGGACGGUGUGCCAUUGACCGAAUUGGACAGGGUCGCCUCUUCGGGGGUGAGACCCAAUGGAGAGCGUAAGGAGACGUACCAGCUGAGGAAGUGGCUGGAGAUCAAGGCAUCAGACACCUCAAAGUACAGUUGCAGAAUCCACCACCGAACCCUGCCGAGUCCGAUCGAAAAAUCCUGGGAUGGAAAGUGCCGUAACUGUGACGGUGACAACACAGGCACCAUUGUUGGUGGCGUUGUUGUUUUGCUCAUCGUCUUGGUGGCGGUGCUUGUGGGCCUGUACUUUCUGCGCAAGAGAAAGAAAGCUGCCCAAGCUCCUGCGAACCAAACUCUGACUGGAGCCACAAUCUGAAGCCGCUGAAGUAGUGUGACGGGUUUGGUCUGGUGGCAUGAAACAGCUCUUAACCAAACCUCUGACCGUGACCUUUCCAUGCAAACAUUUUUUGAUCAGCAUUUUUUUUACCAUUUAAAUGUUUCAAACAUAAAGCUUAUUAUUGUUACUUUCGUUCUUUAAAAUGUUCCAAUAUGAGAUUCAUGACACUUCUGAAUAUGCUAAUUAUAUUAUGCUUUUUUUCCUCAUGAAUUUUGGCACAUUUCUUGUUGCAUUUAAAGUUACAAUCUCGAAGAUUUCUGUUUCGUUCUCUUUGGAGGGACCAAUGGCGAGAAGCGGUAAUUGCAAGUGUGUUUUUGGACCUCACUUCCCAUAGAUCCAACCGGAUCCAACCAGUGUUGCCUGUGUGACGUCAGUCAAUUAGCAGUGCCAACUAUAGCACUAUUUACUGAAUAAAAAAUGGUUGUUAUAAAAGUAA
Molecule: messenger RNA, 1701 nt
Organism: Anguilla anguilla (European eel)
Lineage: Eukaryota; Metazoa; Chordata; Actinopteri; Anguilliformes; Anguillidae
Product: class I histocompatibility antigen, F10 alpha chain-like
Exons: 8
Coding region: 168-1244 (358 amino acids)
Biological process (GO): immune response
Cellular component (GO): external side of plasma membrane
Source: RefSeq, a predicted model, not a curated record